Messenger RNA from Diuraphis noxia (Russian wheat aphid), 942 nucleotides. RefSeq lists its product as uncharacterized. Lineage: Eukaryota; Metazoa; Arthropoda; Insecta; Hemiptera; Aphididae. The record is from RefSeq and is a predicted model, not a curated record.
AUGUAUAGGCAAAUCCUUGUAGAUCCCAAGUACUGCCAGUUCCAGCACAUCUUGUGGAGAGACUCGUCGCAAGAGAAAAUACGAGAGUACGAGUUGAAUACCGUUACCUACGGUGUWAGCACUGCACCUUUYUUGGCGUUAAGGGUUCUUCGGGAGAUAGCUACGGUCUAUGCUAAAARGUACCCUCGRGUCCAAGCAGCUCUUUUGACCCAGACUUACAUGGACGAUAUAUGUACUGGUGCGAACACAACAGAGGAAGCACAAGACCUCCAGUAUGAUCUUAUUUACGUUCUCAGUCAGUUCGGACUAGAAUUGAAGAAGUGGGCGAGUAAUAWACCUCAGCUUUUGGAUAAUAUUCCGCUCGAAGACCAGGCAAWUGGACCCCUUCCCUUCAAUGAUGACAAGACACUUCAAAUUCAAGUUCUGGGUUUGAAGUGGAAUCCAGCUGAAGACACCUUUAAUUACAAUGUUAGUUCGACCAAGUUCAUAUCUUCCAAACGUGCGAUGUUGUCAAUGAUCGCUCRGAUUUUUGAUCCGCUCGGCCUCUUGUCUCCGGUGAUUUUUUAUGCAAAGCAUCAGUUACAAUGUGCUUGGCAGGCGGGUAUUUCGUGGGAYGAGCGUCUUCCCCUAGACAUUGAGACAAAUUGGUCAUCUUUCGUCUCUGAACUUCCUCAGUUAUCGUCUAUYCAUGUUCCAAGAUUUAUUGGCGUAACACCGGAUUGUUGUUAUGAAUUAUGUGGAUUUUGUGAUGCUUCUGUCAAGGGUUAUGCCGCUGUUGUAUAUCUUCGAGUGACAGACAGCUCUGAUGUUGUCUCAAAUGCCCAUACUGCAAAAAAAGAGAGCAUGCUACUUCCAGCACCAACACCAGCACCAGCUGAAGAUGCGGCUGCGUUGGCUAAAAAAUACAACAAAGCAUCGAAAGCAGCAGCAACAACAACAGCA